Messenger RNA from Closterium sp. Yama58-4, 4761 nucleotides. Lineage: Eukaryota; Viridiplantae; Streptophyta; Zygnematophyceae; Desmidiales; Closteriaceae. The record is from the annotation of a GenBank genome assembly.
AUGCAGUCAGGCGAGCCUGCAUGGCACGGCUACACUACAUCUAUGCCACCAUCAUCUCAUUCCUGGGGCUGGUAUGAUGAGCCCCUGUUAACCACUGUUAACCCUGCAUCACCGCACACCACCCUUCUCCUGCACCCCCUGGGUACCAGAUGGGCGGGCACCGCACAUCACCCCUCCCUGCCUUGCGUUCCAUCAUUCCACCAGGUGGGCGGGGUCAUCUGUGAGGCGCAGUACUUCCAGAAUGUCAUGCGCGUCGGCUUCCAGCUGCGACAAGCCAUGGUGGCAGCGGUGUUCAGCAAGUCGCUGCGGCUGAGUCACAGUGGAAGGCAGGGCUUCAGCACGGGGCGCAUCACCAACAUGAUGACCAACGACGCUGAGUCCCUGCAGAUGGUGUGUCAGCAGCUGCACGGCCUCUGGUCGGCGCCUCUCCGCAUCCUCGUCUGCAUCUUCCUGCUCUACCAGCAGCUGGGGGUGGCGUCUCUGCUCGGUCUGCUCAUGCUGCUCCUCAUGAUCCUCGCCCAGGCAGUGAUAGUAAACCGAGUGCAGAAGCUGGUGAAGGCAUCACUGCAGCGCAGCGACAAGCGAGUGGCGCUGAUGAGCGAGGUGCUGGCAGCCAUGGACGUCGUCAAGUUGUACACGUGGGAGGAGAGCUUUCAGAGCAAGGUGGCACGUGUCCGAGCGGACGAGAUGGGGCAAAUUUCCAAGGCGCAAUACAUCAUGGCGGUGAGUUGUGUGCGGUGUGAUGAGGUGGAGAGGUGGAGACGCAAACCUCCCCCUCAUUCCUCUCUCUCCGCCCCUCACCAGAUCAACUUUCUGCUGAUGAGUGUGUUGCCGGUGCUGGUGACAGUGGUGUCAUUCGGCUGCUAUUCGCUGCUGGGCCACCAGCUCACAGCCGCCAAGGCCUUCACCUCUAUCUCCCUCUUUGCUGUGCUGCACUACCCCCUCCACAUGUUCCCCAGCCUCAUCACCCAAGAGAUGCUACUGGCAGGCGAAACAGACAUUGACGCCCCUGCACCGCCCAUCGACCCUACCAAGCCUGCAGUCGAGGUCUCCCAUGCCUCCUUUGCUUGGGGCGCUGCUAACACUGCUGCUGCUAACACUGCUGCUAAGGAGGAGGGUGAAGUGGGAGGGGAGGGGAAGGAGAAGGACGUGGGGGGCACUCUAACGGAUGUGACUCUAUCAGUGGAGCCUGGGAAGCUGGUGGCUGUUGUGGGCGCCACAGGGCAAGGCAAGUCGUCGCUGGUGAGUGCACUGCUGGGCGAGAUGCCCAUGGUGUCAGGGGACUCCCCUCCAAUCAUCAGAGGCCGCGUGGCCUAUGUCUCGCAGGUUUCCUGGAUCUUCAACGCCACAGUGCGCGAGAACAUUCUGUUCGGGCUGCCGUACGACAAGCAGCGGUACGAGCGGGCAGUGAGGGUGAGCGCCCUGGAGAGAGACCUGGAGCUGCUGCCAGGGGGCGACCUGACGGAGAUAGGCGAGAGGGGCGUGAACGUGAGUGGCGGACAGAAGCAGCGCAUCAGCAUCGCCCGGGCGGUCUACUCCGACGCCGAUGUGUUCUUCUUUGACGACCCGCUCUCCGCCCUCGACGCCCACGUCGCCAAGCAGGUGUACGACACGUGUGUGAGGACAGAGCUUGCCGGCCGCACGCGCAUCAUGGUCACAAACCAGCUGCACUUUCUGCCAGAGCAGGGGCCGUAUGUGCAGCUGAAGGCGUCGGCACCCAAAUUCCAGCGGCUGCUGGAGAAGGCAGGCGCACUGGAGGAGCAUGGGGACACGGAGGUGGGGGGGCAGGGCGGAGGAGAAACUAUAGGGGACGCGGGCGGUGGGAGGGGUGAGGCGAGCGCUGAAGCGGCAGCUGCUGCUGCAAUGUGUGGCAGCAGCACCAGUAGUGGUGGUGGUGGCGGGGGUUCUGCUGCUGCGGAGAACGGCGGUUCUAGCAGCAGCAGCAGCCAGGUUGGGGAGAAGAGCGGAGCAGGGGAGGGGGAGAAGAGCGGAGCAGGGAAGGGGGAGAAGAGCGGAGCAGGGAAGGGGGAGAAGAGCGGAGCAGGGAAGGGGGAGAAGAGCGGAGCAGGGGAGGGGGAGAAGAGCGGAGCAGGGGGGACAACCCUAGUGCAGGCAGAGGAGAAGGCGCAGGGGGUGGUGAGCGCAGCGGUGGUGUGGCGGUAUGUGAGGGCCAUGGGCGGGUGGGGCGUGCUGGCUGUGCUCAUCUCGCUCUACGUGCUUGUGGAGGCCGCCAGGGUGCUCUCAAGUGUAUGGAUCAGCAUUUGGACGGGUGAAAGUGGUGGCAGUGGUGGGCAUGGAUCGCUGUAUUUCGUGGCAGGGUAUUCACUCAUCUCGCUGGGCCAAGUGCUGCUCACCUUCGCCAACCAAUACUUCCUGGUGUUCUCCUCCCAGCGAGCGGCUCGUCGUCUGCACGAUGCCAUGCUGGCGGCCAUUCUGCGAGCUCCCAUGUCCUUCUUUCACACCAACCCUGAAUAUCCUGUGAGUGUGAAUGUUCUCCUGCACUCAAGUUCUUCCAAAAUAUAUCACCCAAUCGCCGCUUCCAAGCAUACCAGCCCUUCCUCUCCCCCCUCUUCUGCCCCUCUCCUGGCGAUUUUCGCUAUGCCGAUUUGUCUUCCCCUUAAUCCUCCUACUUCUCCACUCUCUCCCCUCCAGGUGGGACGUCUGAUCAACCGCUUUACUAAAGAUACAGCGGACAUAGACAAGAAUCUAGCGCAGUACACGUCGCUGUGCCUGGGCGGCAUAUUCCAGCUGCUCUCCACCUUCGCCCUCAUCGGUGUUCUCAACACCGUCGCCCUCUGGGCCAUCGUGCCGCUGCUGCUGCUCUUCUACAUCGUCUACCUCUACUUCCAGAGCACCGCACGGGAGGUCAAGCGCUGGGACUCGGUGACGCGCUCUCCCGUCUACUCACAGGUACGCCUUGAGGCAGCUCACGAUAUUAAGCCAAAUGCCCCAUCCUCCUGCAAAACCGCGCUGCCUCUCCCUCCAAAUUCUUUCGAUUCCUAUCCUCAUUUCCCUCUCCAACCCGGGCGUUCCCCACUUCGUCUUGCCCUCUCUCAGUUUGCGGAGGCACUGAACGGCCUAGCAACCAUAAGGGCAUACAGGGCGGCGCGGCGCAUGGCGGCCAUGAACGGGCGGGCGGUGGACCGCAACACACGCUUCACCCUCGUCAGCAUGAGCGCCAACCGCUGGCUCGCCUUCCGCCUCGAAUUCCUCGGGGGACUCAUGAUCUUCGCCACGGCGGUAUUUGCAGUGAUGGACGUGCAGAGGGCGGGCGACCAGGCAGCACUGGCACCAGUCAUGGGGCUCAUUCUGGUGUAUGCACUGCAAAUCACUGCCAUGAUGACCAUGGUGCUGCGCUUGCUCUCCGUCGCUGGUGAGUGCCCAUUCAAGUGCUUUUGCCGAGUCAAUGUGUGGAGGCUGAAGCAGAUCACAGCCAUGAUGACCAUGGAGCUGCGCCUGCUCUCCAUCGCUGGUGAGUGCCCAUUCAAGUGCUUUUGCCGAGUCAAUGUGUGGAGGCUGAAGCAGAUCACAGCCAUGAUGACCAUGGUGCUGCGCCUGCUCUCCGUCGCUGGUGAGUGCCCAUUCAAGUGCUUUUGCCGAGUCAAUGUGUGGAGGCUGAAGCAGAUCACAGCCAUGAUGACCAUGGUGCUGCGAGCUACCCCAGCACCAGCCGUUCAGCGAUCUUCUUUUGCUACCAUGGCUGCGCCGCGACAGGAAGCUGCUCAUGAGAUUCAUGACACCGUCAUGCUGGAUUCUUUUGAUUUCCUUGGUGACAUUAAUCACGCUUUUCUUGACAAGCAGGCUACUCCUACAUGCCUGAACGACUUCAAGCUGCAAGCGAUCAAAGACUUUAAGAAGAGCUUUCUUAAAUACCGGACUUUGCAGCUGCAGUACAAUUUCAUGGAGGAGCAGAAAGCGGCGGGGAUUAUCCCGCACAGCAUUCGCAUCAAGCCUUUCGGCUUCGUAUGCAACUCCGAAGAACUUUGUCAAGAAGCUGACAAGGAUCUCCAGGCGGCCUGCGAGGUUUAUUGCAAGCAAGCGCAAGGAAUCCUUAUCGCGAUGAAGAAGAAGGCAGUAGAACAAGCUCGCAACGACACUGCUGCAGUUUUUCAGAAGCUCCAGGACCAGGUCGAUAACUACAUCAAUCUGGCCAAGAAGACCGACAUCGGGACCAAGAACUCGAAGCUGACCGACAAUUUGAAUUUUUUCAAGCAUCGCGUCGUUUCUGAAUUCAAGGAAGCAAUGUCUAUUUUCGUUAUGGAGGCUAACCUUUCUGAAAUUCAUUUGAAGGAAAAGAAGAGGGAGAUUGAUGAGAAGAAGGCUGCUGCGACAGAAGAAGCUGAAAACCUUCCGGUCGAUCCCACUGUUCGCGAGAUCGCCAAACAGGAGGCUGAAAAAGCAGUCGCUAAGCUCAAGCCGAAGUUAAAGUCUACUCCCAACAACAAUCGUCCUUCUGUUAACAACGGCAAGAAGAAAGCAUCAGCUGGCAAAAGGAAGACCUUCCCUGUCAACAACAACAAGAAGGCUACCACGAUCGUGACGAAAAGGAACAAGAAGGCGCAGCCGAGGCAGAAUAGCAACGGCAUGAAACGUCAGAAUGGUUCCGGCAAGAAGGAGGAUGUCGGCACUCACCAUGCGACAAAGACGAUGGGACGAGCCUACACCAAGACGGCUGGACGCAGCGCGACUUACCCCAAGAACCGUAACGCAGCGGCAAAAAACGGGGAAGGAGCCGUCCGCGGAAAAACAGGUCGACAGUAG